CCUCACUUCUCAACACCUUUCGUGUCAAAAUCCUUCAUCAAAUUUUUGCCCCGCAGAGAUGCUACGUGAAGAAAGACUAGACCCCCUCCUGACUUUGCGCUAUUCAAUAGCGCAAAAUCGGUAGGGGUCAAGAAAUUCAAAGUCGUAUAAAGCUCGUCGUGACUCAAACGUCAGAAAUCACAUUUCUUGGAGAUCUAGAAAAAUUACCCCUUCCCCCCAGCGUCCCCCUCUCUCCCAUUCACAUCUUGUGUUUGAUAUAAAUUUAAGUUUAUCGCCAUUUUAUGCAACACUGAAAACCCCAGAGGUAAUCAAGGGAGCUCAGUCAACGGUCGGUAAAUUAUCAAUAAAAAAUGGGGCCAGCUGUCUCGUUUUGUAAUUUAAAAAGAAGCUGAUUACCAUAGCUCACAUUGCAUGUACGUGUUUGUGCCCGCACCUUUUUCGCCGUUAUCCCAUAAUGGCCGUGCAGCAACUGACCCAUCUUUUCUUGAUGACUUUUUACACACUUUUGGAAAUCUUGGCUGUACCCGAAAAAGCGGCUAACUUCUGUGGAAACGUAUUCGAAAAUACAGUUGAUCGUGUUUUACUUGGUCAUGUAAUGGACUCAGUUCUUGCCCUCAACGAAUUUGAGUGCCAGCUAAAGUGCAUCGACAGAAAAGGUUGUAAGUCUGUUAAUGUGCGUCCCAAUAGGAACAAAAAGAAUCUUUGUGAACUUAACAGCCAAAAUCGACAGACCAGACCACAGGACUUUAGAGAGGAAAAAGGAUCCACCUAUUACGGCUCUCUUCAGGUUUCCUGUGUCGAUAUUUCCAGUGACAAGAAAAGACAAACAAAGAGCGGUCAGUGUCACCCAGGAUACCAUGGUGAACGAUGUCAAACAGGCCCCAAGGGCUUGUAUUCUUAUCAUCCUUCUUUUUCCUGCAAAGAAAUUCGGAACGAAGGGCACCUUAAAACAGACGGGGAAUACUGGAUCGAUCUCGAAAAGAAUGGGAACGCUUUGAAGGUCUUCUGCGAUAUGAAUACGGACGGAGGGGGCUGGCUUCUUGUUUCGAGCAUUGUCAUCGAUAACGCCGCCCCAAAUCAGAUGAAAGUAGAGACAUCAUACCGCGGUAUAAACUCCAGUCAGAUGGUGCUAUCGAAAGCUGCCAUGAAUGAACUGAGGUCACACUUGGGAUUCACUCAAAUACGAUUCCACUGCAGUAAGCAUCUGGGACGUAUAUUCCAUGUGACCACAGCAGCUAACAGCACCGGGGAGGCUGUGGUCCAAUACUUCAGCGGUCAGACGGACGUCCAACCAGAUGCUUGUGGCUCAUUUGUGCGAAUGAAAAAUGACAACUCGAAUAUGUCCAGACAGUGUCAUCUGUGGGGAUUGGAAAAUGGAGCCUACAGAGUUGGGAAAUGGGGACAUAGCCAAGAUCAGGAUAGAUUGUAUAAUUACCCGGCCUUUGUUUACCCCGAUAAACAAUGGUUUACUCGCCUGGAUGGUUAUAGGUUUUGUGAUGAUGCCGUUGGAAGUAACAAAACUGCCGGUGAUUUUUGGAAAAUUUACGUGCGUUGAGAAGCUUCUGCGAAAGCGAAGAAACUUCUCACGUACUGGACACGUGAUCCCUUUUCUAAAUUAUAGAAUCGGUUGAGAAGGCACCACGGACCUCUACUGGUUUUUCAAUAAUAAUAAUGAUAAAUAAUCUAUCUAGAAAAAGCUAACGUCACAAUACGUGGUUUUCGGGGAGGUCUUCACUAACUAAGAUAAAAUAACGUAAAAAGUUUUAAAUCUAAAUUACAACCAGCCCAGAAAGACUACUACAGCAAGGUACUAAAAUGCUGAUGUUAUAAUAAUAACCUCUUACUGACCGUACGUGAGGGCAGUACUUGAAGAGUAUGGGCCCGAGGUCGUGGUGAGGACUGAACGCAGUGAGGUCCCGUUAAAAAGCAAUGGAGGGUCAAUAUUGCACAGUACGGCUUGAGUAAGUCAGGUUUGUAAAUAGUUUAUUGUCAUGCACUCGGACCAAACUUGUUUAUUCUAAAUUUUCUGGCUUCCGCGCAAACAAAAAUACACGGCUUAUGAUUUGAGGCUUUUCUUUUUUUCCAGCAACUUUCCAGCGUUAUAUGCGUCUCAUUAUGCAAUGAUUUUCUUUGUUUUUAAUCUGUGCCUACAUCUGUUAUUAUCGUCAUUAUUAUACUUUUAUUUAUACUAUUCCCGUUAUUAUCAUCAUAAUGAUUAUAGUGACAAUUGCUGUCACAAUUGUCGAUGUCGUUAGUGAUAAUGUUACUAUUCAACUGCGCUAAUUCUAAAAUUUUAUAUUCGUAGUCGUAGUCGUAGGAUUCUUAUUGUGAGCAUGCAAGCAAUUUUGUAAUUAUAUUUAUAAAAUUUCCCCUUCUAUACAUUGUAAACCUUAGCAAUUCAGUCCAU
This is a messenger RNA of Stylophora pistillata, 2407 nucleotides long. RefSeq lists its product as uncharacterized. Lineage: Eukaryota; Metazoa; Cnidaria; Anthozoa; Scleractinia; Pocilloporidae. The record is from RefSeq and is a predicted model, not a curated record. Gene Ontology annotation, molecular function: oligosaccharide binding.